UCUUGCAAUCUGUAAAAGUUAAAAGCCAUAGAGAUACCCAGCAGGAUAUACACUGUAGGAAUACUACAAGCAUGGAUGAGAAGAAGCUGCAACAUUUCAGUGAGUCGAGCAGUGGCAUUGAUGGCAUCAAGAAGGGAGGGACAGAUGAUAGCUCCAGCAGUAGCGGCAACAGCUCGGGGUCCAGUGAUGAGGGAAAGAGAGAGAAGUGGAGCCAUCAACUAGACUUCAUUCUGUCCUGUAUUGGCUUCGCUGUGGGCCUUGGCAAUGUCUGGCGAUUCCCGUACCUGUGCUAUGAAAACGGCGGCGGUGCAUUCCUAGUUCCAUAUGUCAUCAUGCUGUUUGUGGCUGGCCUACCGUUGUUCUAUUUGGAGCUGGCGUUUGGCCAGUUUGCCAGCUUGGGAGCCAUUGCCGUAUGGAAGAUCAGUCCACUCUUUACAGGUGUUGGCAUUGGUAUGAUCAUCAUAGCAGCCUUGGUUUGCAUUUACUACAACGUCAUCAUCGCUUGGACUAUCUACUACCUCAUCCGAUCCUGUACGACCGAAGCUUUGCCGUGGUCCACCUGUGGCCAUGAAUGGAACACUGACCGAUGCUACAAUGAGUCCAUGAACUACAUCAAGGAAGAGAGUGAAAACCUGACGAGACCCAGUGAUGAAUUUUGGCAUCGUCAGGUUCAUCAGUUGACGGAAGGAAUCCAUGACAUAGGUGGUAUAAGGCUGGAACUGCUUGGCUGUCUGGCACUAGCCUGGCUCAUCGUGUAUCUGUGUGUCUUCAAGGGAAUCAAGUCAUCGGGCAAGGUGGUGUAUUUCACAGCUUUGUUUCCCUACGUGGUGCUCAUCAUUCUGCUGGGUAGGGGUGCAUCCUUGCCUGGGGCAGGUCUGGGAGUGGAGUACUACAUCAAACCCAAAUUUGAAUAUCUGCUGGAUCCAAAGCCGUGGAAGGAUGCAGCCAACCAGAUAUUCUAUUCCCUGGGAAUCUCUUUUGGAUCACUGACAACCAUGGCCAGCUUCAAUAGAUUCCAUAAUAAUUGCCAGAGGGAUGCUCUGAUUGUCUCUCUCUGUAACUGUGGAACCAGCAUUCUAGCAGGAUUUGUCGUAUUUUCCACCCUUGGUUUCAUGGCGGAGGACAGCAACAGAAAAAUUGACGAAGUGGCCGCAAGUGGUCCUGGCUUGGUGUUCAUUGUUUACCCAGAAGCCCUAGCUAAGAUGGAGCCUGUUCCACAGCUUUGGUCUGUCCUCUUCUUCUUAAUGCUUCUGACACUUGGUCUGGACAGUAUGUUUGCCAUGAUGGAAACGGUUACUACUGCCGUGAUGGAUGCACUGCCUUAUCAAUACAGACGCUGGAAGUGGCUGAUCAUACUGGUAGCUUGCUGCAUUGGAUUUCUGCUUGGGAUUCCACUGGUAACCCAGGGCGGCUUGUAUUUAUUAACCAUCGUAAACGACUAUGCCGGUGGGUUUUCCCUGAUGGUCAUUUCCAUCUGCUACUGUGUGGCUAUCUGUUACGUGUACGGGCUUAACCGAUUUGGUCAAGACAUCAAGUCUAUGCUGGGAUCGCUGCCUAAUAUCUACUGGAAGGCUUGCUGGGCUGUGCUCUCCCCACUGGCUCUGGUGGCUAUUGUGAUUGCCAGCUUCAUAUUCUAUGCUCCGUCUGGAUACGAUGGCAAAGUCUUCCCGCCUUGGGCUCAGGGGCUGGGCUGGAUCCUAACCCUUCUUUCCUUUGUCACCAUUCCAGUGUAUGCUAUCUUUGCUGUGUUCUUCAGAGCAGAUAGAUCAUUCUCUAUCUUAGAUCGGCUCAAGGUUCUUCUGAGACCCACGUGGGACUGGGGUCCUACCCUGGACAAGCAUCGCAUCGAGGCAGGCUACGAUCCCUUACCCGUUGACGGUACUCCUCCAUCCCAGCUAGAGCUGAAGUCCAACGGCUUCUUGGAAUCCAAGAAGCCUAGCAUUGCUCUCAUAUCUAGCUCCUCCAUGCCGCCUCAGGGUGACAUAGACUCUCAGGAUCUCUACUGCUAUGACCAAGCAGUGCAGGUUGACUUGGACUAGACUCAGAAACAACACUUAUUUUUUUCUUACACCUAACAGUCCCAAAUCCUCCAAUUUCAAUACGAUUUUACAUACACCCUUGGGGUUAGGGUUAAGUCUCAUCGGCCUUUAUCGGCAGGUACAAUGUGAAGGUACAUAGAAAGGCCUGUUGAAACAGCCUCAGAAUUUCAACUUCCUCCCCCCGAUUUCUUCUGUAACAACAAAGGAUUGAAAAAUUCACCCAUUUUAGGAUUCAGUUUUGUUUUUAAGUAUUUUUCCCAUGUUCUUUCAUGGAACCAACCUUUCAAAACUUUUAAAGUUCAGGAAAAUUUGACUAAGUAUUGACUUCAAGGUGAGGUUUUUAUCUUGUAAACUUGGCAUAUUUUUGGAGAUGUGAUUCAGUUUAGCCCCAUUUUGUAGCAGGCAGCCUAAUUAAUUUCCAUUUCUGAUGCCUUGGCUGAUUGUUUGAAUGUUUUUAGCACAUUACAGAUUUACAUGUCUCGUGGCACUUUACAAGUUUACAUGUCUCGUGUCAAUGAAAAGAUUCCUGUAUAUUUCAACAUGGAUUGUUAUGGAUUUUUUUUAGAUAUGAUCUUUUUCAAAACUUCAGAUUGUUUCUUCAACUCUGAUCACUGCUUAACCCCAACACCACAUUAACACCAUAGUACCUGUGGCUUGUCACAUUCCACAGGGUCACACAUUGUGUUUCAUUUUACUUCAGAAGGCAAGGCACUGUGCUGAAUUGUCCCCCUGCAUUCAAAAAGUUGGUGAUAGUUGACCAUGGUCAGUGUUUUACCUUUCACUUCAUGAGAUCGGGGUAGUUCACAUCCUAUCAUGCCCCUCCCCUUUCAAAAAAUGAGGGCCCUCUGCUAAGUGUACCCUAGUUACGCCACUGAUGUUAACAUAUUAUUGUUUCGAAAAUGUGACAUUAACCUGUUGCCGAGAACUAAACAAUAACUUCGAUAAUUUGUAAGAAUAAAGUGACCUUGACAUCACCAGGUGAUGUUAUAAGGUCUUUACGAAGCUCAUUUUAUGGAUCCAUGAUGGUAGGUAUGGUACACUGUAGCUUAGUGGGUGAUAGUUAAGCGUGGUUUGCUAUUCUCUAAUGCUUCUUGUUCAGUAUUCUCAUCAGGUGUGAGCAGAUGACACUUCUGUGAUGGGUUUUCAUUUUUAAACCUAGUCCUUGUAAAUAACCAUGAAUUAAAAUCCAUCGCACAGUCGAAAGUAUUGGUACGUAUAGGAAACGCACAGAUGUUUUCUUUAUUGAUUUGAUUUUACCCAAUGAUGAUCAUUCAGUGUAUGGCCUGAUAAUGUAAUCAACAAUACAUGACGUAUAUGAAAUGCCUUCCCCACAACAAUUCACCGUGUAAAACGUGAGAUAGACUAGAGGGCUAUUGUUUUAAAGUAUUGCUCUUUAGGAUAACUUAUUGAUGUAUUUUCUUUUAGUGUCAGUUUAAAGUUUUUCCAAGACAAGGACUGGAAAAUUAAUUUCAGUGUGAUUAAAUAGGUCAUCCACCCGGAAGUAUUUGUAGAAGUUUGAACUUACGUUUCAAGUCACUGAUUUUUAUACUCAAUAACGUGUAUUUAUACGUGUACAUCUCUGUUGCAAAGAAGUAUAUCAUUGUAAAUUUGGCUUCUCCUACUUCAGUACUGUUUAUUAACACUGCCAUUGAGGUGUCAGUUUAAAUAACUGUUUAUGUAGAUCUUUGGUUUUUUAUCCAUUCUGUAUCUUUAGAAAGCUAAAUGGGAAAAUUGUAUCAGUUGUAUGAAUAAGUUCUUAAUUCAACCAAUUCAAAUUAUAAUGUGUGUUGGAAGUAGUUAAUGAGGCCUCCAUAAUAAUGGCUUAAGAAAUAUCAAGUUCAUUUUGUAAAUUUUUCUUAACUAUAUACAAUUAGUAAACACUGAAUCAGAAAGAGAUAUUAGAGGUUAUUAUGCCUUGCUGGGGCCGUGGUGACUAGCAGUGAAUGCACAAAAGGUUUACUUGAGCCUAUCUAGUGAUUCAAAACCCUUGCCCUCCAACUCCAAAAUAGAGGCUAUGCAUUGCUGGCAUCUCCAUGGUGUCUUAGAGGCUGUUUUUGUUAUUUGGAAAUGCACAAAAGGUUUACUCAAGUUUAUAUCCCAGUGAUACAACCCCCCCCCAUUAUGCAUUAACACACUCUGUGCUCUGUAUCAGAGCAAUACAAAACUGAGAAAUAAACCCCUUUAUCAGAUCCCA
This is a messenger RNA of Acanthaster planci (crown-of-thorns starfish), 4233 nucleotides long. RefSeq names its product sodium- and chloride-dependent glycine transporter 1-like. Gene Ontology annotation, cellular component: plasma membrane. The record is from RefSeq and is a predicted model, not a curated record. Lineage: Eukaryota; Metazoa; Echinodermata; Asteroidea; Valvatida; Acanthasteridae. Gene Ontology annotation, biological process: amino acid transport; nitrogen compound transport; sodium ion transmembrane transport.